CACACCAUCACUCCUAUACACUCUCUCUCUCUCUACACCCCCACCAUUUCCAUUCCAUUCUCUCUCUAAAAUCACCAUUGUUAGGGUUUAAUCUUCUCUACACUAAUUUCAAAUUCUAGGGUUUCAAUCGUCUCGUCUAUGCUUCAAUUUUCCAAUUCUUAAUGCUCUGAAAGCUCAUGGCAGAGUCCAGAAAUGUGAAGGAGUUUUCGUUGGUUGAACGUGCGAUUCUAGGGUUUUUGUAGAUCGACGUUAACGAAGAAACAAAAGGGAAGUUUUUCUAUAUGAAGUGAGCUUCUGGACAUGAUAUGUUGAUGGGUUCUCAUGCCGAUUCUCAUUAAGAUGUGAUUAGUUAUUCAAAAUGAUAGUGGUGGAGGAAUGUGGUAGAACUAAUCUAAGAGCUCCUUCAUCUCUGAGUCGUGUAUAUUCCAUCCUUCAUGCUGCUAUAGGUGGAUAAUAAUGGAGGGUUCAUCUGAGUCUGGUUGGCAGAAGUCCGAUAGUUCUAGGGGAUUCAAUACUUCUGCAGUCUCAGAUAGAAACCCACAACUGUUUCGUAACAGAAGAAUCAGGUCCUCAGGAGAUGCAUCACAUGAUUCAGGCUUUAUAACAGGAAGAAAGGAGAGAGAUAGGGCUGUGUUGGCACGCAGAGAUCUCCACAGAAACCUUGUUAGCUGUUCUGGAGUUUGUGAGGAUGAAGUAGGUAUGGACCCAGUUGUUUGUGCCAUAGAAUGGAGUGAUGUUAGCUUGAGACAAUGGUUGGACAAUCCAGAACGAUCAGUUGAUGCUAUAGAAUGCUUGCACAUAUUUACACAAAUAGUAGAGAUCGUUAACCUAGCACAUUCACAAGGAAUUGUUGUUCAUAAUGUGCGGCCUUCCUGCUUUGUCAUGUCCUCUUUCAACCAUGUCUCCUUUAUUGAGUCUGCAUCUUGUUCGGAUUCAGGAUCAGAUUCCUUGGAGGAUGGGUCAAACAGGGAUUCAGGAUCAGAUUCCUUGGAGGAUGGGUCAAACAGCCAAACAGCGGAAUUUAAGGGGUCAACUUCACCUUUGCCCCAUGAUUCCCAUCAACAGAUAAGUCAAGUUGGAAGAGAAACUUCUCAACUUGAGAUAAAUCAAACAAAUGCUUCCCACUUGGUAUCUGAAACUAGUUGCUUGCAGUCAAGUUCUGCCUACCUAAUGCAUAAUUCUUUGGAAGUAGGCAGUAAUGUUGAACAAGCAGAAGAAAAGAAGCACCCCUUUCCCAUGAAACAGAUUUUGCUUAUGGAAACAAAUUGGUACACCUGUCCAGAAGAGCUUGCCGGUGCGCCAAGUUCCUGUGCAUCUGAUAUUUAUCAAUUAGGGGUCCUCCUUUUUGAGUUAUUCUGCACAUUUACCUCGGCAGAAGAAAAGAGCUCAACUAUGUCUAGUCUGAGACAUCGUGUACUUCCUCCUCAGUUGCUACUGAAGUGGCCAAAAGAAGCAACAUUUUGCUUAUGGUUACUGCAUCCUGACCCAAGUAGUAGGCCAAAAAUGAGGGAAACCUUGGCCUAUAACCUUGAGGUUAUGGGUUUAAGUCUCGGGGCAACUACUUUGUCUACUAUGCCAAAGGUUAGUGAGUUGUUACAAAGUAACUUUCUGAAUGAACCAAGAGAGAAUAUAGAAGAACGUGAAGCAGCAAUAGAGCUUCGGGAGGGAAUAGAGGAGCAGGAGUUGUUGCUGGAAUGCCUUUUGCUGAUACAACAAAGAAAACAGGAAGCUGCAGAUAAGUUGCAAGAUACAAUUUCCCUUGUAUCUUCUGAUAUAGAUGAAGUUUCAAAGCAGCAGUCAAUUCUUUGGGGAAAAGGGUGCUCUUGUCCAGAACUGGGCAAGGAUUCCGCUUCUGGUCCCCCUUCAAUGGAAUUUGUUGAAAAUGAAGAUUCUAGUUGCUCGGGGUCUAGAAAGAGGUACAGACAAGGGCUUCAGAGUCAUAAUGCAUCGGAAUAUGGUGGUCAUCUACAUGAAGGUCAGAAUUCAGAAGCUCCAGCUGAGAAUCAAGGAAGUAUUCUCUCAAAAAGUUCUCGAUUGAUGAAGAACUUUAAGAAACUGGAGUCAGCUUAUUUUUUGACAAGACAAAGGCCUGUAAAGCCAACAGGGAAAUCGUUAACUCGACAGUCUCCAGUAAGCAGUGAUGGUAGAGGGUCCAUUGUUGUUACUGAAAGAAGUUCUGUCAAUAAUUUGCCCUUGAAUGACCAGUUUAGUGAAGCUAGACAAAGUGGAUGGAUAAAUUCAUUCCUCGAGGGGUUGUGCAAGUAUCUGUCUUUCAGUAAAUUAAAAGUUAAAGCAGAUUUGAAGCAAGGGGAUCUUUUAAAUACCUCCAAUCUAGUAUGUUCUCUGAGUUUCGAUCGCGAUGGCGAAUUUUUUGCGACUGCUGGCGUGAAUAAGAAGAUCAAAAUAUUUGAAUAUGGCACAAUUUUGAAUGAAGAUCGUGAUAUCCAUUAUCCUGUAGUUGAAUUGGUCAGUAGGUCAAAGCUGAGCAGUAUAUGUUGGAAUAGUUAUAUCAAAAGCCAGAUUGCUUCUAGUAACUUUGAAGGUGUGGUGCAGGUAUGGGAUGUUACAAGAAGUCAAGUUUUUAUGGAAAUGAGAGAGCAUGAAAGGCGCGUGUGGUCUGUCGACUUCUCAUUAGCAGAUCCAACAAUGUUGGCCAGCGGGAGUGAUGACGGUUCUGUUAAGCUCUGGAAUAUCAAUCAGGGAGUAAGUGUUGGUACCAUCAAAACGAAGGCCAAUGUCUGCUGUGUUCAGUUUCCUGUUGAUUCUAGUCGUUACCUUGCAUUUGGUUCAGCGGAUCAUAGAAUUUAUUACUAUGAUCUCCGUAACACAAAAAUGCCACUGUGUACAAUGAUUGGACACAACAAAACUGUGAGCUACGUGAAGUUCAUAGAUUCAACAAAUCUUGUUUCUGCAUCGACAGACAACACACUGAAGCUUUGGGAUUUGUCGAUGGCCUCAUCCCGGGUUCUUGACAGUCCUCUUCACUCAUUCACCGGCCACACAAAUGUGAAGGACCUGAGUUCGAAGAGGAUUUUUGGCAGGGGAUAUGAGCGCGAUGAGCUAUACUACUUUGGGGAUCCACCGGACUAGCCUUAUUCGACUUUAGCCAGUUUUCAGGCAUCUGUUGUGCCUGCUUCUAUAUCUUGUGUUUUUUCUGUUCAAACUUUAGAGUUAUGGCAUGCCCGCAUGGGUCAUGUUGACUUUCAAUAUUUAUGUCUACUUUUUCUGUUAUUAAAUAAAGCUUGCAAGGAUUCUAAAUUUCAUUGUGUUAAUUACGAGUUGUCUAAACAUAUCCGUACUAGUUAUAUACCACAUAUGACACAUGUCCCUAGUGCUUUUGACCUUAUUCAUUCUGAUAUUUGGGGUCCCUCUCCUGUUCCUAUUUUUUUGGGUCAUCGUUGUUAUGCGACUUUUAUUGAUGAUUACACUAGGUGUACUUGGGUCUAUUUACUUCGUCGCAAGUCUGAUGUGUUUCCCAUCUUUGUUCAGUUUUUGCAAAUGGUAAGACACAAUUUCGUACCAUUGUUAGGAACAUCUGCUCUGAUAAUAGUGGGGAAUACAUCUCCAAUGAGUUUCGUUUUCACCUUAAUUGAACGGGUAUUUUUCAACAAUUUACUUGUACUCGGAACCCUGAACAAAAUGGUGUGGUUGAAUGUAAAAGCCGUCAUAUUAUGUCUGUCGUGCGUUGACUUUUUCGUGGUAUGAGUGUGCCCAAGUCUUAUUGGCACAUGGCUAUUCUUAUUGUUGUCUAUCUCAUUAAUAGGACUCCUAGUCGUGUGUUAAGGCCUUACUCCAUUCCAUAUUCUUAUGCCUAAGACUACCAUUUUUUCUCUUUUGCCUCGUGUUUUUGGGUGUACAUGUUUUGUUCAGGACCGGUGUUCCACUCGCAUUAAGUUAGAUGACAAGUCUAUUCGUUGUGUCUUUUUGGGUUAUCCUUCCAUGUCUAAAGGGUAUAGAUGUUUUGAUCCCGUGUCUUGUCACUUUCACCAUACUCUGGAUGUUAGUUUUUGUGAAGAUCUUUUUUUUUAGUCCUAACCUUCCGAUGUAGGUUUCCUCUUCAGAUACUCAAAGUGUUCGUCCGGUCCCUAUUUUAGAUGAGGUUGACCCUCCCUCUCAUCCUCCACUUUCGCCUCUUUCCUUGCACGUAUACUCUUGCUGCCUACGUGUUCAGCCCCUUCCUGCCACCUCUCUGGAUCUUGGGUCAGGUAAUUCUUCCCCUUUACAUACAUCUCCUUCUCUUCCUCGUUGUAAUCCUCCUUGGGAUCGACAUCCCCCCAAUCAUUGGGAUUAUCUGUGUAGUACUAAUCAUCCCAUUUCCCAAUAUCUCUCAUAUGACAGGGUUUUCGACUCAUAUCAUUCUUUCCUUGGCAAGCUUGAGUCCGAGUCUAUUCUUCGGUCUGUGUCAGAGGCCCUUCAGAAUCCAAAAUGGGUGGAGGCAAUACAAACUGAAAUGACAACUUUAGAACAGAAUCAUACUUGAGAUUUGAUUUUUUACCUUAUGGCGAGAGUACCGUAAGUUGCAAAUAGGUCUUUGCUAUUAAGUACCUACCUGAUGGCUCCGUUGACCGUUAUAAGGCCUGGUUAGUGACUAAGGGCUUUACUUAAGUUCCCGGCAAGGAUUUUGGUGCUACCUUUGCACCAGUUGCCAAGCUUACCUUUGUUCGUCUGCUCAUCUCUCUUGCAGCAUCCCAUUCUUGGCCCCUUUAUCAGCUUGAAGUCAAGAAUGUCUUUCUGCAUGGGGCUCUUCUUGAGACGAUUUAUAUGGCACCUCCUCCUGGUUUUCGAGUUGAGGGGGAGUAUUCGGGGCAAGUAUGUUGAUUGCACAAGUCUUUGUAUGGCUUGAAGCAGUCUCCACGAGCUUGGUUUGGUCGUUUUUGCUCAAUCAUCAUCUCCAUGAGCUUUGUUCUGUGCUAUUCAGACCAUACUUGCUUCAUCCGUCAUAAUUCUGCAGGCCAGUGUAUAGUCUUUUUGGUGUAUGUGGAAGAUAUCAUUCUUACCGGUGACGACUCUACAGGCAUUGAUCAAGUAAAACAGAAUUUGGGACACACCUUUGAUAUUAAGGAUUUGGGGAAUCACAAGUAUUUUCUGGGGAUUGAGGUGGCUCGCUCAUAGCAGGGGAUUUUCUUAUCUUGAAGGAAGUAUACUCUUGACUUACUUAAGGAUACUGGUAUGUUGGGUGUAAACCUGCUUUUACUCUAUGAAUCAGAGUCUGGCAAAUUACUAGAGGACCCAAGUAUGUAUCACUGUCUUGUUUGGCGUCUUAUCUAUUUGACAAAUACUAGACCUGAUUUGACAUUUGCGGUUAGUGUGGUUAGCCAAUUCAUGCAUGCGCCUUUUAUAGAACAUCUUGAUGCAGUUCAUCAAAUCUUGAAAUAUUUGAAGACCUCUCCUUGCUUGGGAUUGUUCUUCACAAUUGAUUCUCAAUCUGGACUCUCCUGUUUUACUAAUGCUGACUAUACAGGAUCUAGAACAGAUAGGCAUUCUACUUCUGGCUUCUGUACUUUCUAUAGUGAUCAUCUUAUAUCAUGGAAAAGUAAGAAGAAAAUAGUUGUUUCUAGGUCUUCUGCAGAAACUGAGUAUAGGGUUGUGGUACAAGGCAUUUGUGAGAUUCUAUGGCUGUGUUCUAAGAAGUACGGACACUUCUAAGAAGGUGACGUAUUUGUGUCGUGUCGUGUCGUGUCGUGUCGUGUUCGUGUUGGACACUAACACUUUCUGGACACUCUUAGGACACGUGUCCGACACUCUUCAAAACGUAUCCUAUUUUUUUAAUUUUUUUAACGAUCCGGACACUUUUUGGACACUUGGAGGGCACAUGUGUCAAUCACUUAAACACACAUGUCUAUCGAUUAGACACACAUGAAACUAAUUAUAAGUUUAAACAAAACAACGUAAGAUACAAUAAUAAAACAAAAACUAUAUAAAUUUGUAGGAAUUACUCUCAUAUUGCAUUUUUUAUUAUCUUUGAAUGAUAUAUUCAUAUAUAUAACAUAUAAUAAAUAAAAUAAAAUUAUAUAUUUCAUGCGUAUCCCUCACGUGUUGUGUCCUGCAUUUUUUGAAAAUUAACGUGUCGACGUGUCCGUGUCGUAUCAAUGUCGUGUCAUGUGUCCGUGUCCAUGCUUUUUAGACUGCGUUCUAUUUUGGUAGAGUUAGGAUUUGAGGAGACUGGUCCUCUGCUUCUUUGUUUUGUGACAACAAGUUUGCUAUUAUAUUGUCUUCUGAUUCUAUCCUACAUGAGCGUACUAAGCAUAUGGAGGUUGAUUCACAUUUUAUUCGAGAGAAGGUUCGGAUUGGUAUCGUGAGACCAUCCUUUGUCUUUUCUUCUUAGCAAUUAGUAGAUAUAUUCAUCAAGUCUGUAGGCCCAACAUUAUUCCAGUUGUCUAUUGGCAAACUGCGUUUAUUGAAUAUCUUUACACCAGUUUGAGGGGGAGUGUUGGAAUUAGGAAAUAGUGAUAUUAUAAUUAUGGUAAUGUUGGAAUUAGGAAAUAGUGAUAUUGUAAUUAUGGUAGUGUGUAUAAGAGUUAUGCUAAAGACCCC
This is a messenger RNA of Camellia sinensis, 6534 nucleotides long. NCBI's taxonomy places the organism in Eukaryota, Viridiplantae, Streptophyta, Magnoliopsida, Ericales, Theaceae. The record is from RefSeq and is a predicted model, not a curated record.